Cladophialophora bantiana CBS 173.52 is the source of this 1494-nucleotide messenger RNA. RefSeq lists its product as uncharacterized. The record is from RefSeq and is a predicted model, not a curated record. Lineage: Eukaryota; Fungi; Ascomycota; Eurotiomycetes; Chaetothyriales; Herpotrichiellaceae. The transcript has 2 exons. Bases 1 to 1494 code for a protein of 497 amino acids.
AUGUCAAAACUCGCUGGGAAACGCGUUCUGAGAGCGAUAUUGCGGAAGAUUAGUGUGCCUCUGCGGCGUUGUCUGAGGAGGAGGAAGGCGACCGCCAGUCCAGAGCCGACAGUCGAUUUGGCCCCGGCUGACGAGGUCUUUACCCAGGGUGAAACGGUCGCUACUCAGAAUGACAAUGUCUCUACAGAGACCCAAGCCCCUCAGCCGCCUGAACACAUGUUCGAAGUUCACAGAGUCGCAUUAGGCAGUGUGAAGAAGCACGAAGUAACAGUAGAUGAUAACUUGAACGGUCCUGGCCCAUCAAUCCGAGAGGAUUCACCAUUGAGGCAGCAACAUGCUACUGUUAAGCAGAGACAAAAACAUAUCAGAUUUGACUUAAGGCGCAAACCAAUCAUCGUGUUUCAGUGUCAGGAGGCCAUUGUUGAAGAGCUUAACCGACAGGUCCGAGUGCAGGCGCCUGCAGUCUCCCAGCAUGUGCCCAUAGGGCGAAGCGUCGAGGGCUGCAAUCCAAGUUUCAGCGGAGUUGACGCACAACAACGUAUGCUCUUUCUGAUGUAUGGGGUUCAACCAAGACAAGAUGACACCUAUCAGGCGUAUUUCGAUCGUCAGUUUGAUAUGAUAUUUGGGACCCAAACAGUUCAAGAAGACAUGAAUCGGCCAUACAGAGACACAGGGAGACAAUGGCCCUCAUUUGAUGGACGAACGCGAAGAUGCAGACUGUGGGAUGACUUAACACCAGUCCACAUCGAGUUCAACCAAGUCGUGAACCCCAAAGCUCCAAAGAAGCCGAUAAGGGGGCUUUCCACCGCAAGACAACUCGACCUCUCGAGUAUCUUCGACCAAGCAAUAGAACGCAAAUCGCUUGUGGAACAAGUUUCCAUGCACCUAGCAUGUAUCUGCCAGGUCCAGCGACAGCCCAAUGCUCAUAGAGCUUACAGGUAUGGUCUUGACGACGCAGCUUGCCGGCUUCCUUUCAUCGUGAUGGAAUACUAUUUUAGUGGCUUCACGUACACCGGCAGUCUCGAACUAGUUCUUGGGAUUUGUCCCAUCAUUUCGUCGCCCAAAAAGCGGAAGUUGGGGCAGGAUCCUCAGUCACGCGAGGAUGCCGAGCAAUCCAAAUACCUUAUUCCAAUUGCGCCAGAUGGGCCGUACCCAAAGGCAAGCCCAAACAAGGUGUGGCUGGAGAGGUGGCGGCAGUUCACCCAGGCCUGCUGGAUCGACGCAAGCAGAGUGUACUAUGUACCGGCCGAUCUUUUCCACGAGAGCAAGUCGUCAGGCCUAAGGCUCUCGAAGGAAUCAUGGGAAAGUGUGAGACAGGGGCGGCCCAUGGACUCGUUGGCAGACGAGGAAGCCCAGUUUGAAAAGGCAUUCAAUCUAUAUCAGGCUGAGCAUAGCAUACGCGGAGAACAUGCCAUUGUUCGCCCUGCUGUUUGUCGACUCCAGCCAGCAAACCAAGUCGCUGCCACAAAGGAAAACCAGGAAGGCAUCCAGUAG